Messenger RNA from Toxotes jaculatrix (banded archerfish), 3479 nucleotides. RefSeq names its product solute carrier family 49 member 3 (gene slc49a3). The record is from RefSeq and is a predicted model, not a curated record. Gene Ontology annotation, biological process: transmembrane transport. Gene Ontology annotation, molecular function: transmembrane transporter activity. The transcript is spliced from 10 exons. Gene Ontology annotation, cellular component: membrane. The coding region runs from base 257 to 1687 and encodes 476 amino acids. NCBI's taxonomy places the organism in Eukaryota, Metazoa, Chordata, Actinopteri, Toxotidae.
UGUACCUGAAUCACGAAGCGAUGUUUGACGACUUUUUCCAGCCUUUAGCUUCUUUCCUGGCGUCUAUAUACGACAAAAACAUGUUUUUAUUAUCCACCAGAGGAUAACAAUGGACGCACAGCUGGAAUUUUAAAGGACAUGCACCGGUUUGGCAGUGUUUUACAGACAACAUAAAGUUAACAAUGCCUCGGCUGUUUGUACAGCGUUGAGUCAGCUGACGGUAACUGAGUUUAACCGGUGAACUUGUGAAAUACUGAUGGAGAACAGCGGCGAAGCCUCCUCUGACGGUCAGAGAGGAGCAAACCCGGAGCUGAGGAGACUUUUGUUUUUUAAAGUUUACAAGAGGAGGUGGUUUGUUCUGCUGGUGCUGUGUUUGCUGAACUGCUCCAACGCAACGAUAUGGCUGACCUUUGCACCAGUAGCAGACCAGUCUGCCCAGUACUUGCAGGUCACCCUGGACAAAAUCAACUGGUUGUCACUGGUCUACAUGGUGGUGGCGAUACCUCUCAGCUUUGGGACCACGUGGAUGCUGGACACCCUCGGGCUACGGAUCACGCUGAUCCUGGGCUCCUGGCUGAACAUGUGUGGAGGCCUCCUGCGCUUCCUGGCCACGACAGAAGUCGUGGAUUCUAAAGUCGUCUACAUAAUAGUGAUGUUGGGUCAGACCUUUGGCGCCCUGGCUCAGCCCCUCAUCAUUUUCACCCCCACCAAGCUGGCGGCCCUCUGGUUCCCGGACCAUCAGCGAGCCACAGCGAACAUGAUCGCCUCUAUGUCCAAUCCUCUGGGCGUCCUCCUCGCCAACAUCAUCUCUCCUAAGAUGGCUCAAACAUCGGAACAAAUCCCAACCCUGCUGCUUGCCUAUGCAGUCCCGUCAUGCAUCAUCUGUUUCCUAGCAACGGUGGGGAUACGGAGCACAGCCCCCCCGACGCCGCCGUCAGCCAGUGCCGAGUCCUCCAGCUCCGAGCCGUUCGUACAGGGGAUCAAACUGUUACUGAGGAACAAAGCCUACCUCAUCCUGCUGCUCUGCUUCGGCUCAGGCAUCGCUGUUUUCACCUGCUUCACCACGCUGCUGGAGCAGAUCCUGUGCGUGCAGGGAUACACCAACGACUUUGCUGGCUUGUGUGGCGCUCUCUUCAUCGUGUUCGGCAUCGUGGGCGCCGGCGCUCUGGGAGUCUACGUCGACAAGACCAAGAAGUUCAUCGAAUCCACGAAGAUCAGCCUGAGCCUCACAACUCUGAUGUGCAUCGCCUUCUCAGUGGUGUCUCUGAUGCGGCAGCAGCAAGCCGCCGUGGCUGCCGUCUGCUCUCUCUUUGGCCUUUUCGGUUUCUCCAUUUACCCGGUGGUCAUGGAGCUUUCUGUGGAGUGUUCGUAUCCAGUCGGAGAAGCCACAUCAGCGGGGCUCAUCUUCAUAUCUGGACAGGUUCAGAGUGUUCUCUACAUAAUCCUCCUCCAGGCUUUGACCAAACGGCUCGCUGCCUCUCCUCUGUCCACCUGUGGGGACGCAGUCCUGAGCUGGCGAGUUCCCACACUGGUGAUGGCAGGACUCUGCACUUUCUUCGCCUGCUGCUUCGUCAUCUUCUUCCACACGAGGUACAGACGACUGGAGGCUGAAGAAGAAGCGACUUACAGGACCAAACAAAUCAACGGUUCAACGACCAGCGACCACGCUUCAAGCGUGGAGACGUGAACUUGUUGACAGACCCGUGACACCACUGCCGUCACGAGUCUCUCUCUCUCUCUAAAGUCACCUUGACACUUUAUUCAUAUUAUAAAUACAGGCCUAUAAUUCCUGCACGGUUUUGGAGGGGGUCUCCCCCAGGGAGUAAUUCAAUGUAGAACUGCCACUGCGUGACAGGACACAGAAACAGAGGGAAUUAUGGGUGUGAUCACAGCUACAGUUUGUUUUCUUUGGUACAAAACAGUGGAAAAAUAUGUUUUGGUUUUGUAAGCUCAGAUUAAUGAGUGAUUUUUUUUUUUAAACAUUUAUUUUAUCACAGUGAUUCUUUUGUACCAUAUUAUACGAUACAAACUUUUUUGUACAUUGAGCUUCAAAUGCAGGUUUUAUUUUAAUACACUGCUACUAACGGGUAAUCAAAAAAAAAAAUUAGUACAUUGAUUGUUAAUCUGCAGAAAUGAACUAUAGUGAAAAUGGAAACUAUAGUUCUGUAACACACUGAAUGAUCGCACACUUCUACAGCCAAAAAAAAACUUUGCAAGGAUCAAAUUUGUGUAAAUAUUGUUUUCCAGAUACACAUAAAUAAUUAUGUGAAUGGUGGUAAAAACCUUUACAUUCCAUAAUAUUAUAGUGAUCACAGGAGUUAAAUGAUUAUUGUGCUCUCGGUUGUUCAUGGGCCAAGGUUAUUUUUAACAAAACUUACCUUUGAUUCAGUAGAAGCAGAGAAAAUGAAAACUAACAUCACACGAUACAACGUCCCCUUCAGCCUGAAUGACGGCGUGUUGCUGCACCUUCCCGUGAUUCACCCACAUUUAAAUCUGGAGUGAAGUCACUGGUGGAAAUUUAAACAUGAAACCAAACUACUGGUCUCACAAAUAAAGAGCUUUCCGUUUCCAUUUAGAGAAAGCUAAAGUCUUUACUGUCACAUCUCCUUUACUUUUACCUCCUUUAAAAACAGGUACUGUACAGUGUGGUUUGUGUCCACGUUACUUAAACGCACCACCUCUACCUCUGCUUCAGUGUUUUGUUAAAAUUCCCAGGACUAAAAAAAUCAAAUAUGACAAAAACAAGAACAUGAACUGUUGUAUGACUCAGAGCACAGCAGGGCUUUCAGCUGCAUUGCAUUCUGGUCUGUUUCCUGCCACUGUGCAAGGACUGUAGAAUAUUUUCCCAGGGUCUGACAACAAAACCUGAUGCUGAUACUGUUGGUGUUUUAGAAGCAUUUUCUUCUGUCACACUUCUCUGGAGCUGCUAGAAAUAACUUGAUGUGUUGUCACAUCGUCAUUUGCACAUCUGCAUUUUAUCCUUUUGUAUUAGAACCACUCUAAACGGUACUGUUCACUAACAUAUUCUAAAUAAAAGGCAUUAACUUUACCUGUUCAUCAGGUUUUCUGCAGGUUUCUGAAAUCCAAAUGCUUCCUGUUCGUUAAAAUCCAAAUGUGUAAAUGAGCAGAGAAAACAAAGCACAGUAAUUAUACUAUUGUACCACUAAUCCUGUUCUGUGUCAUUUUUAAGUGUCUGCCAUUGUGUUGUGGGAAAAGAGCACGAAUAACAGCUUUUAACUACUGGUUAAAAGCUUAAUUUUGUAAACAGACAGUUGUGUGUUUUGUGCAAUACAGGAAAUAAAGUCAGUACAGAUUGUGUACACUGGUAAAACAGGCAAAUGCACAUUUGUACGCUACUUUUUAACUGUGCACUGAAUGUUUUAUACUUAUUAAUGCAACCGAAUCAGCUGAUCCUUCUUUUGAAUUCAUGUUCAUAAUAUUUUAAUUAAAUGUGACUUUUUUUGUUUAUUCUUCCAGUA